This is a messenger RNA of Echinostoma caproni, 430 nucleotides long. The record is from the annotation of a GenBank genome assembly. Lineage: Eukaryota; Metazoa; Platyhelminthes; Trematoda; Plagiorchiida; Echinostomatidae.
UCAGAGUAGUGCAUCUCGUGAACGUAGACGCAAUCGUAUCCGGGCCCCAUUUGGCGAUGAGGACAUCCCGAUCGUGUUUGCUGGAUCCGGUGGACGCGAUCUGUUCCAUCGACGUCUGGCAUCCGGUCGCGGAACCGCUUUGGUUUACGAUGAACGCAUGUUGUUGCACAAAAAUGUGUGGUUUUCAUCCCACGCUGAAUGUCCAGAACGUGUCACAUCAAUCAUUGAUCGGUUGAACGAUUAUGGACUCUUCGAUCGAUGUGUUUCAAUUAGUGCUGAAGCCGCUUCCGAUGAGGUCAUUGUGGGCUGUCACCAGAAUAGCUACUUAAACACUGUGUCCAAUACAACCACGAUCACUGAUGAGGAGCGAAAAUCCCUCGCGUCCAAGCUUGAUUCGGUCUAUUUCAAUGAGGUAAGAUCCAUUCCGUAA